CAAACCAAUCUCUCCAUACCCCCUUCAGAAGAGAGAGAGAGAGAGAGAGAGAGAGAGAGAGAGAGAGAGAGAGAGAGAGAGAGAGAGAGAGAGAGAGAGCUAGCUUUUAAUCACAUAAGAUGGCUAGAAAUCCCCUCUUUCAAUGUGAUCAAGCAACAGAUGAUGAGUACAUAGACAUGGACAUCAGCUCCACCACCACCUUCCUAUGCUACUCCAUCUCCCCUCCACAUUCCAGCAGAGAAUUUGAAUUCCAAAUGUCCUCCAACCCACUUGAAAUAGACUCCACCACCUCCCCAGCUGAUGAGCUCUUCUACAAAGGCAAGCUCCUCCCUCUCCACCUCCCUCCACGUUUACAAAUGGUCCAGAUGCUCCUACAAACCUCAAACACCUCCCAUGAACAAAUCACACCCUCUUUUGAAGAAAUUCACACCACCCCAACUGCUUUUACAACCCCAUUUGAAUCAUGCAACAUAUCGCCGGCCGAUUCAUGCAACGUGAGUAGAGAGCUCUCCCCAGAAGAGUAUUUCUACGAAUGCGCCGCCUCCGCGGAUAAUACCAGCUUCAUGGACGGUCACGCCAAGAAGUCAUGGUCCAAGAAACUCAAACUGAUCAAGCAAUCCUCAUUGAGUCUGAAACUCAAGGCAUCAAGGGCCUACUUCAGAUCUCUUUUCAGUAAGUCCGGGUGCUCAGAUGAAUCGUGUGCUGAUGCAGCGAGAAACAGCAAUGAAUAUACAGUUUCCAAGGCCAAGGAGUGUUUGAAUAAGUACGUGAAGGUGGUGAAAAGGAGCCCAUUUGGGCAAAUUCAAAGAGAGAGAUAUCAAGCGUCGGCGACUGCCAUGACCAAUGAGAAAGAGAAGAUGAGCAGCGGCGAAGAUGCUGGGACCCACAGAAGGUCAUUCUCAGGUGUGAUCAAACAGAACUCAGGGACUAAAUCUACAUCGUCGUCUUCAUCGAGCUCCUCUUCUUCUUCUUCUUCUUCUUCUUCUUCUUCUUCUUCUUCUUGCUCAGUUUCAAGUGAGAAUUCAAAAGGGUCUUAUGGAAUGCAGUUGCUGAAAAGGAGUAGUAGUGUGAAUUCAGAAGUAGAAAGCUCAAUCCAAGGGGCUAUUGCUCAUUGUAAGCAAUCACAGCAGCUGUUUUGUACAAGGAAGAGUGUAAGUGAUGUUGGGUUUGGUUCAUUAUCUGCUUCUAGGAGUUUUGAGAAUCAGGAAUGGCCAGGAAUGUGCAGAGGAUGAAUAUGGAAAAAGACGCAUUUCAGUAUUUUGAUUGGAA
Messenger RNA from Magnolia sinica, 1269 nucleotides. Its product is annotated as probable membrane-associated kinase regulator 4. Gene Ontology annotation, molecular function: kinase inhibitor activity. Gene Ontology annotation, cellular component: plasma membrane. Lineage: Eukaryota; Viridiplantae; Streptophyta; Magnoliopsida; Magnoliales; Magnoliaceae. The record is from RefSeq and is a predicted model, not a curated record. The coding region runs from base 120 to 1232 and encodes 370 amino acids. The transcript has a single exon.